This is a messenger RNA of Symbiodinium pilosum, 819 nucleotides long. The record is from the annotation of a GenBank genome assembly. Lineage: Eukaryota; Dinophyceae; Suessiales; Symbiodiniaceae.
GCAUGGCGAUGGCACAAGCACACCUGGAUUGCCACUAUGUUUGCUUUCGUGACCGGUUAUGCGGAUAUCGUCAGUCUAAUACGGUACCGGGCAUUCGCGAGCAUGCUGACCGGUAAUGCCAUCAUGCUCGGCAAGUCCGUUAUGACCAACCUUUCAGCUAGCGAUCAUGGUCCGUGGUACUACGUGUUCAUAUGCUUGUCCUUCUUUGCCGGCUCUAUUCUGCAGCGCCUUUGUGAGCACUACUUCCCAAACAGAGGAAGCAGCAUUGCUGCAGUGCCCCUUGCCGCCAUUGUGGUCAUCGCUGAGUCUGUUGAGAUUCUUACCAGCCCGAACAUGGACAAGGGAGACAUCUACCAAGAUUGGACAGUGGCAGGUGUUGCGCUACUCUUUGGCGUGGUAGCCUCUGCCUGCAGCACUGGCCGCUUAGGAACCCACACCACGAUGGUCACUGGCCAUGUCUUGAGUUUGGCAAAUUUCAUUUCCAGCUGCAUAGUCAACGGCAGUGUGAAAGCAGAGGAUGGCUGGAAAGCUGCACAGAGUAUGUUGGUCGUAGUUGGUACGCUUGCUGGAGCACUUUUCGGCGGGCUUCUGGUUAAGAUUGUGGACGUCUACGUGCUCCUCAUCCCAGUUCCAAUCGUGCUCUACAUCCUUUUGUGGCUGCACGACCACUUGGCAAAGCCCAGGUCCAUCAUCAAGAAUGUACAGCGCAGGAUGCGAGCUUCUGCCGAAGCACCUUCAGAAUCUGUGGAGAAGACGUCGGAGGAGUGCACGGCCAGCGGCGAUGAGAGCAGUGAGAACUCCUCCAGCGCGCAUGUUUAG